This is a messenger RNA of Pistacia vera, 5291 nucleotides long. RefSeq names its product putative disease resistance protein RGA3. Gene Ontology annotation, biological process: defense response to other organism. Gene Ontology annotation, molecular function: protein binding; ADP binding. The record is from RefSeq and is a predicted model, not a curated record. The transcript has 10 exons. The coding region runs from base 77 to 2458 and encodes 793 amino acids. NCBI's taxonomy places the organism in Eukaryota, Viridiplantae, Streptophyta, Magnoliopsida, Sapindales, Anacardiaceae.
UUUUACAAAAGUUAUCCUGCCUUGUGCCAUUGCUCGCCAGAUAAAGCGUCUAAAUAGAACGCUAGAUGUUAUUUGUAUGGAAAAAAAUAUGUUUGGCUUCAGUUUGACAGAACGCACUAUAGAAAUAAGACCACCAAUGACUACAUCUUUUAAUGAUGUAUCUAUGGUUCAUGGAAGAGAAGCUGUUAAGGAGGAGUUAUUAAACAGGUUAUUGAAUGAGAGUAGUCAAGAGCCAGCCAUCUCUAUUGUUUCUAUUGUAGGGAUGGGUGGGAUCGGUAAAACUACUCUUGCUCGAUUAGUUUUUAAUAUUGAUAAGGUGAAAACCCAUUUUGACAACAAAAUAUGGGUAUGUGUCUCGGAGCCUUUUGAUGAGAUUAGGAUUUCAAAAGCAAUCCUUGAAUCUCUUGGAGAUGAUGCAUCAAAACUAGCUGGACUGGAAACUAUAUUGCAACAUAUAAGUCAAUAUCUUGAUAGGAAGAAGUUUUUUCUUGUCCUAGAUGAUGUAUGGACUGAAGAUUCCAAAAAUUGGGAACAAAUAAAAGAUUGUUUAAAGUGUGGCUCUCAAGGAAGUAGAAAUCUAGUUACCACACGUAAGGAAAAUGCUUCAAAAACUAUAGGAGCCACCAGCAUGAUCAUGUUAGGGACAUUAUCAAAAAAUGAGUCGUGGUCGUUAUUUAGACAAAUUGCAUUUUCAGGUGAUGCCGAUGAAAAAUUAGAAGAUAUUGGUAGAAAAAUUGUGGCCAAAUGCAAGGGCUUACCUCUUUCUAUAAAAACCUUAGGAAGCCUCUUGCGUUUCAAAACAAAUAGUGGAGAGUGGCAAAGUGUUCUACACAGUGAAAUGUGGGAAAUAGAAGAGGUAGAAAGAAGGAUUUUUCCACCUUUACUAGUAAGCUAUUAUGAUUUGCCUUCUACAUUGAAAAAAUGCUUCUCAUAUUGUGCUAUCUUUCCAAAAAAUCAUGAGAUAGAAAAAGAUGAAUUAAUUAAAUUAUGGAUGGCUCAAAGUUAUCUUAAGGAUGAGCGAAACAAGGACAUGGAAUUAAUUGGUGAGGAAUACUUUGAAAACUUAGCAAUGCGCUCUUUUUUUCAAGACUUCAAGAAAAAUAAAUAUGAUGGUAGCAUAGAAAGCUGUAAGAUGCAUGAUAUGGUGCAUGAUUUUGCUCAAUUUCUUACCAAAAAGGAAUGUUUUAUUGUAGAGGUUGAUAAUUACAAUGAGUCUCAAUUAAAGUCUUCUUUAAAAAAUGCUCAACAAUCAAUGAUAAUAGUUAGAGCAGAACGAGACUCAUUUCCUACAUGCAUUUGUAAUGAAAAUAAAUUGCGUAGUCUUUUGGUUAAGAGUCAAGAUCCGAGAAGCCAGUUGACUCAGGCCAAAUUAUUUGACAAUUCAAGUCUGCGAGCAUUACAAUUUAUUUCUCUAAGGAAUAUUCAAGAAAUCCCGAGAGAAAUAAAAAAGAUGAUACAUUUGAGGUAUCUUGAUUUAUCUUAUAAUGAGAAUUUAAAAGAAUUGCCGAAAGAAUUGUGUGAUUUAUAUAAUCUACAAACAUUAAACAUCGCCGAUUGCUAUAAACUAACAAAGUUACCUCAAGAGAUGGGAAAGUUAAUCAACUUGAGACAUUUGAUAAUUAAUCCUUUUAUAAUAGAAUACAUGCCAAAAGGAAAUGAAGAAUUAACUUGUCUUCGAACUUUGGAAAAUUUUGUAUUGAGUAGUAGUAGCCAUGGCGGUAAAGCAUGUAGUAUUGGAAGUUUGAAAAACUUGACAAAUCUUCGAUGUCUUGGUUUUUCGGGGUUGGGAAAUGUGGGAGAUGUGGAUGAAGUUAAGCGGGCAAACCUUAGGAAUAAGACAAACCUCCUCUCUUUAAUUUUAGACUUUGGAAAUGGGUCGUCUGAGAGGGAUGAAAUAAUUGUUGAGGCCUUGGAACCACCUCCAAAUUUAGUGAAAUUAUGUUUAGAGAAUUAUGGAGGUAAAACUAUAUGGCCAAAUUGGAUAGUAUCAUUAACUCAGUUGAAGGAGUUGAGACUUUUUAGAUGCUACAACUGUGAGUAUUUGUCUCCUUUAGGAAAAUUAUCAUCUCUUGAAUCACUCUUUAUAGGAAUGGUUUAUAGUGUAAAAAAAGUGGAGAAAGAAUUUUUGGGAAUAGAAAGUGAUGCCACUGCCAGAUCUUCUAUUGUCUUUCCCAAAUUAAAAAAUCUUGAGUUUAAUUAUAUGUAUGAAUGGAAAGAGUGGGAUGAUAUUACUUUGAAAGGAGAUGAAUUAGUUACUACAAUCAUGCCAUCUCUUCAUUACUUGAACAUUUCUUACGCCCCCUACUUAAAAAAGCUGCCCAAUUACAUUCUUCAAUCUCCAAAACUAAAACAAUUAGAGAUAGAGCAUUGCCCUAUUCUACGUCCACGUUACGAGAAGGGGAUAGGUGAAGAUUGGCACAAGAUCUCUCACAUUCCUGACGUCACCUUCUUCUCAUAGGUUUAUGCAUGCAAGGUGUUUAAAGAUGAAAUGGAUGAACCAAGGCUCGCGAUUCAGGGGACCCUAUGGAUAUUGCAUUCUAGCUUUCACUGAGAAUGACCUUUUAAAAUUAUUGAUGAAAAGAGCAAUGGACAGGAUGGAUGACGGCUUAUGUGGGAAAGUUUUUCCUGUGAAUGUUUUGGAUGCAUUUACGUUAUUCUUAGCUGUUUUAAGGUGGCAUAAUCCUCAUACGGCUUUCAAUGCUUUGGCCAUUAUUUCACAACCAAAGGCUUUUAUUGAAUCCUCAUGUCCAUUGGGCUACUAUAAACACUAUCAAAUACUUCUCCAAGCAUUUUAGGGACAAAUUUCUUGUCGGUUUUGUCAACAAGUGCUGGAUGUAUGCCCAAUAACUAUGAAUGAUUCCAGUUAGUGGUCAGUGAAUAGUGGAGAAUCUUGCUCAACUCAGCUUAUUGAUGAGGAUGGUACAUUUAAUAUUGCUGGAUUUAAGUACUUUAUUAAGGAUGUAAAAUUGGGUGAUUGUGGGCUUUCAUAUGCUGUAGUCUCCAUCAUGGGACCACAAAGUAGCGGGAAAGGCACACUGUUAAAUCAUUUGUUUGGUACUAACUUCGGGGAAAUGGAUGCAUUUAAAGGAAGGCAUCUUCUCUUGAUAUUCUCAUGGUACUUAAAAUUUUUGUUGAUGGAAGAUAAAAUGACUUAUAAAAUGUGGUUCUCUUCCGGUCUCAAACGACCCAAGGUAUAUGGUUAGAAAGAUGUGCUAGCAUUGAGCCUUGUACUUUUGUAAUGGACUUGGUGGGUACUGACAGAAGGGAAAGGGGAGAGGUAAUUUUGUUUGCCCAUAUUCUUUUUAACUUCAUCCCAUAUUAAUUAAUGUGAUUAUCCUGCAUGCACAUAUUUUCAGUUGUAUGAUCUGAAUUUAAAUAGCUCAGGUUCUGGGAUGUGGAAAUGAACUUUUGGUUUGAGAAGAUAACGAGAUAUAUAUUGCUUGCUGAAUUUUAUCUGGUUUUCCUCUCAAGAUGAUACUGCUUUUGAGAAGAAAAGUGCCCUCUUUGCCCUUGCUGUUUCAGAUAUAGUGCUCAUAAACAUGUAUGUUAUUGUAUCUGGCUAUAGAAGGGUGCACUAGUUUGAGUGUAUAGCUUUCUAUGUUACUUUCUUUUCAUUGGUCAGUUGGCCGUAUAUUGUAUUUUUGUACUCUUCUUAAAGCAUAUUAAUGUAGGUGGUGUCAAGACAUUGGCCGUGAGCAAGCUGCAAAUAAACCACUUUUAAAGACUGUAUUCCACGUAAUCCACGUCUGUAUACCCCUAUGGUAUUUGGCAUCAUAAAAAUUUUAAGUUUAUAAAUUGGUGGUGGAAUAUGCUUCCAGGUCAUGAUGUGAUUGUUUAGUCAGCGUAAAAUAACUUUGAUGUUUGUCGUACGUGGUAAAACACGGGUACACUCCUUUUUCUAUUGAAUUUUAUUCAGUAGCUUUAGAUAUCUCAAGUUGUUUGUUUAGGUAAUUUGAUUUUGUACUUGAUCAUUUUCAUUCACAGUGAGCUCUAAUUUAUAGUUGUCUGUUCUUUGUUGAUAGACACCAUUGGAAAAUUUAGAACCCACUCUAAGAAAAGAUAUUCAGAAGGUAUGGGAUUUUGUUCCUAAGCCACAAGAAAAUUACACAAUCUUGUCAAAGUAAUGAGGUUCAUUUUGAAUUUUACAUUUUACAUCUACACAUACUACCUCAUGUUAAGUUAUUUGGUUUAUCUUUUGGCUUUAUUGAAUAAAUAGGAUCAAAUUCCAUCUAAAGAAGAUGUUUCAUGGAGGACCAAAUUGUUAGAAACUCAUGGCCACCCCAAAAUUUAAGGUGGAGGAACAGAGUUUUAUUUCUACAAAAUGUGGUUUGCAUGCUUGAUUGAAUUAUGGCUUGUAUAGUUUUUCUAGCUGUUCCAUUCAACACUUUGAUUAUCUUCUUUCAUCUUGCCAGUCUUUGGCUCCAGUAUUAUGUGCUUGCUGAUUGCACGAAUUUAUAUUUAACCUUAGUUUUUCAUUCUCCUCGAAAGAUCGUUGUAAAUUCAGGGGACCAUUUCGAUACUGCUAUCAAAUGUUUUCUGAGUAAUGGAUAAAAUUUGAGAAGGCAGGGGAAUUUAAAAGAGGAUCAAAAUUGGAAACUAAUGACAAAAAUGAAGUGAAGGAUUGGAAGAUGGAGAUGAUAUAGCAAAGGUGAUGUGAUAUCAAAUAAUUCAACAGAAUGAACUGUUCUCAUAGACAUUGAAAUCUUUAAAUGGUUUGGCUGCAAGCAAGGUGGUGAAUCAAGUAUGUCACAUUUAGCACUGCUGCGGCUUGCGAAUAUAUACACUGUUAGUUCCAUCAUUGAAAGCAUAUAAAAGCAAGCUGGGCUUUGUUAAAAGUAUUGCCUCCUAAACAUAUGCAUCAUUAUGUUUAAGAUGGAACAUUUUUUUAUGGUAGAAGGAAGUCUUUGAAAGUGAUGAAGCCGUGGCUGUGACCAUCAAAAUGUUGUUGGCCAGGUGGUAAUGAAGUUGCUCAAACUCAUUUGAUAAUAUUGUAAUUCUUUAUUUAAGAAUGUUUUUAAGUACAAUUUGGGAAGAAAUUUAUUUUGUAAACAGGUUAGACUCUUUGUAUGGUAUGUGUUAGGGCUGUGCAAAAAAAUCCGAUAUCCGAUCCGGAUCCGAUCCGAAAAAACCGGAUAUCCGAAAAUUCAGAUCGGAUACGGAUCGUUAUUUUAAAAAAUCCGAAUAUUUGGAUCGGAUACCGGAUCGGGAAUCUUAAAAAUUCGGAUAUCCAAAUCCGAUCCGGAUUUUACAAAAUUAUGUCGUUUUGAGUGUAACAACUAACAAUAACCCUA